AUGAAGACACGACUCCAAGAUGGCCUGUACAGGGCAGAUACCAGGUCAGGCACCGGAAAUGCAGCUCCAGCGAGUGGUGGGCGCGGUGCAGGGCUGAAGGCCGACAGGCGGGCGACGAGCACGACCCGCAAUGCCAAGCUCGAGCUCUUCGAUCAUGCGAGUCCAACGUCAAUUCCACGCUCCUCCCCAAGCUCGACCGCCGACCGCCCACGCCCACCUCUCCACUCCACCCCAAUUGCUCGCGCCAUGUUCCUCCAGCGCUCUGCCAUUGCCGCCGCCAGGCGCGCGGCCCCCGCCGCCCUCGCCCGCCGCACCUUCACCACCACCUUUGUGCGCCGCGACGCCAAACCCGAGGCCACCCACGAGAAGGAGGCUGGCCACUCCGCCAACGCCCCCAGCGUCCUCGAGGGCUUCAAGAAGCUCGAGCACAUCAAGAGCACCGAGGACCUGCUCCCCCCCGGUGCCCAGCCCGGUACCGUCCCCACCGACGCCGAGCAGUCGACCGGUCUCGAGCGUCUCGAGAUUCUCGGAAAGAUGCAGGGCGUCGACAUCUUCGACAUGAGGCCCCUUGACGCCAGCCGUCUCGGCACCCCAGAGGACCCCAUCGUCGUCAACUCUGCCGGUAACGAGCAGUACGUCGGUUGCACCGGCUAUCCCGUCGACUCCCACGGCGUACUGUGGAUCACCCUCACCCGCGACGAGCCCCAGUCCCGCUGCAUGGAGUGCGGAUCCACCUACAAGAUGCACUACGUCGGCCCUGCCGAGGACCCCCACUCGCACGACCACGGCCACGACCACCACGAAAACCCCUACCCCAGGCCGAAGAACAUGGCCGACUUCCUCAAGCCCGAGUACCUGCACGUCUAA
Ascochyta rabiei is the source of this 867-nucleotide messenger RNA. RefSeq names its product Cytochrome c oxidase subunit 4. The transcript is spliced from 6 exons. Gene Ontology annotation, cellular component: mitochondrial envelope. Bases 1 to 867 code for a protein of 288 amino acids. Gene Ontology annotation, biological process: mitochondrial electron transport, cytochrome c to oxygen. NCBI's taxonomy places the organism in Eukaryota, Fungi, Ascomycota, Dothideomycetes, Pleosporales, Didymellaceae. The record is from RefSeq and is a predicted model, not a curated record.